Molecule: messenger RNA, 891 nt
Organism: Pseudoliparis swirei
Lineage: Eukaryota; Metazoa; Chordata; Actinopteri; Perciformes; Liparidae
Product: transcriptional repressor scratch 1-like
Exons: 2
Coding region: 1-891 (296 amino acids)
Biological process (GO): regulation of DNA-templated transcription
Molecular function (GO): DNA-binding transcription factor activity, RNA polymerase II-specific; RNA polymerase II cis-regulatory region sequence-specific DNA binding
Source: RefSeq, a predicted model, not a curated record
AUGCCUCGCUCUUUCCUGGUGAAGAAAGUCAAAUUGGACGAUUUUUCGUCUUCGGAGCUGGAGCGCUCAUAUGGUUACAGUAGAAGAGAAGCACUCCGUCUGCGGUUCCAUCAUCAUGACAAAGGCUAUGUCAGCGAUUAUCUAAGUACAUCUCCUUAUGAUGAUGUGGUGGAAAAUGACUCAUCUGUCAUCUCCAAAGUACCCUCCCCUGACCACCCGUCAAUCAUCUACGGCCGCAUCGACAACACCUAUGCUGGUGAUAUCCACGGCGAUUCGGACCAGCCGGACAGCCCGCGGUCUGAGGUGUCGUCCUCGGCCGAGGGAUACAUCAACGGGGACGCAGCCGUGAGCGAUGGAUACACAGUGGACGCCUUUUUCAUCAUGGAUGGACGGUCGCGGAGGAAAUCCACAGAGAACCCCAAAGGGACCAUUCAGAGGCACACCUGCAGCGAGUGCGGCAAAACCUACGCCACGUCCUCCAACCUGAGCCGGCACAAGCAGACGCACCGGAGCAUAGACAGCAAGAUGGCCAAGAAGUGCCCCACGUGCGGGAAGGUCUACGUCUCCAUGCCGGCCAUGGCCAUGCACCUGCUGACCCACGACCUCAAGCACAAGUGCGACGUGUGCAGCAAAGCGUUCAGCCGGCCGUGGCUGCUGCAGGGCCACAUGCGCUCGCACACGGGCGAGAAGCCGUUCGGGUGCGCGCACUGUGGCAAAGCGUUCGCCGACCGGUCGAACCUGCGCGCUCACAUGCAGACGCACUCGGCCUUCAAGCACUACAAGUGUAAACGGUGUGACAAGACGUUCGCGCUCAAGAGUUACCUGAACAAGCACUACGAGUCGGCGUGCUUCAAGGGGGCGUUCUCCCCGUUGAGUUCACUGGGAGAAUGA